AAUUACUGCAACUAGCAACGCUGCACAAGCUGCACGGGAUCUCUUUUUAUGCGUACGCCGCAGCUGUUCAGCUCGCCGCCGCGACGCCACCACCGGAUCCCGCGAAUCUUUACUCACCCCUGCAGACAUGACCUCCGCGGUGGCGUGGUCGCCCCCCUCCUCCGCUGUCGGCCGCUGCCCCUGCCGUGGCGGCAGGCGCCCCUGCUCCUCCGUCCGUCCCCGCGCGGCGGCCGAGGAGCAGGACGGCGGCGGCGGUGGCGGCGAGGCCCCGCGGCUGGUGCUGCACGACUCCCUCGACGCCGCGGGGGUCGCGACCGCGCACGCCAGGGAGGCGCGGGAGGGGUUCGCGGAGCAGGUGGGGCGGCUCACCCGGUUGAACGCCGGGACCAGCAUCGCCAUCAGCCGCGGCGCCGACCUCGCCCGCGCCGCGCUCUGCGUCGCCGCCGAGGACGACUCGCUCGUCUCCCACUCCUCGGUCCCGCUCCCCGUCGACGCCUUCAUCGCGCGCCUCGACGACCUCUCCACGGGCUUCUGCGCCGGCGGCAACUUCCCGCCCUCCCACGCGCCGCCCGAGGUCUUCUUCGAUUACCUCGACCGCUACCUCUACGUGCACAAGGGCUUUCGAAGAACAAAUGGAAUCUCUGAUGUGCGGGCUAUGUAUCUUCAUUCGGUCUUGACAUGCAGAUCAGGAUCUGCUCUAAUGCUUGCAUUGAUAUAUUCAGAGAUACUGAAGACUGUACGCAUCUAUGGCUUACUGGAUUUCGAUGCAGAGAUAUUCUUUCCUACUGAUCUCGAUAGCCUCCCUAGAGGCUAUGACAAACAAAAAAGCAAGUUGGGUCACCAGCAACACAUUAUGACUUCAAAGUCACUUUUGGUUGAGAUUUUGAGAACUCUGAAAGCUACAUUUUGGCCAUUCCAGUCUAAUCAGUCUAGUAGUUUAUUUCUGAAUGCUGUUACUGCAAAUCACCAUGGCCCUGGUGCUUUAAAUAUAAGCGCCGUAGAGAUGGCUGCAGCUAAAGCUGCUCAGCAUAGAUUGAUGCGUGGAGUAUGGACUAAUGUUCGAUUUGGUGAUAUGCGUCGUGCUUUAGCAGCAUGUGAGCGGCUGAUACUACUACAACACGAUCCGCAUGAACUGCGGGAUUACGCCGCGCUCCUGUACCACUGUGGCUACUAUGAAGAGUGCCUACACUACUUAUCAUCGUACCAAACAGCCAUGGUCGGGCAGUCGCCGAGCAACCGAUUGGAGAUACUAGAGGAUGAAGCUGUAAAUACUCUCAGAGCACGGAUAACUCUAAUUUUAGCAGAGGAUGGCUGGAGCAGCUGCAGACCAGCAGCAAGUUACUGGACCAAGAACUCCGAGCCGUGGUAGUUUAGCUAGCUGACCAUCGUUGCAUCUGAAGCAAAUAUCUACAGAUUGUAUAUACUGUAUAGCAUGUUCAGCCAUGAGCCCAUGAUGUACAUAUGAUGGAUCGUCAGCCACUUGUAGAUACGGAUGAUCGAACACGUUGUCACUCUACAGGGACUACUCUUAUAAUUCUUUUUUUUAAAAUUGAUUUGAUACAGCACAAAUACUUAUAUCACAUAUCAGCAAUUUGCAACCAAACAAUGAAAAGUAAUUUUCAGAGG
Molecule: messenger RNA, 1626 nt
Organism: Setaria italica (foxtail millet)
Lineage: Eukaryota; Viridiplantae; Streptophyta; Magnoliopsida; Poales; Poaceae
Exons: 7
Coding region: 128-1369 (413 amino acids)
Source: RefSeq, a predicted model, not a curated record